Rhizopus microsporus ATCC 52813 is the source of this 1081-nucleotide messenger RNA. RefSeq names its product class I glutamine amidotransferase-like protein. Gene Ontology annotation, cellular component: nucleus; cytosol. Lineage: Eukaryota; Fungi; Mucoromycota; Mucoromycetes; Mucorales; Rhizopodaceae. The record is from RefSeq and is a predicted model, not a curated record. Bases 288 to 1064 code for a protein of 258 amino acids. The transcript is spliced from 3 exons.
ACACCCUGAUCAAAAGUUUUCACUCUAUUCAAUAUAGCUGUAUUUAAUAGCAACGGUUACUAGACGAUCAUGUAUAUCAACAGGAUUGCCCUCAGACUUUUUUUUUUUAAAUGGAUCUGAUUUACUACUAGCUUUUCCUCUUUCCUAAUUUUAACUCUGUGGUGGUUGUCAAUGCAACUAAGGCAUUUAGAUGAAAACACCGUACGACAUUCUUAUUGAAGCUCAGAUUUAGGCAACCAUUUCCUAUUGUGUGUGAGAAAUAGCCCUUCUUUUCCCUCAUUAUUGACAUGACCAGAUCACUCCAGUUAGCAUUACUUGUAUGCGACACUCCAAUGCCGGAAGUAAAAGAAAUAUAUGGAGAUUACCCAGUCAUGUUUUCUACUGUGUUUGGAUUAGCAGCCACGAAUCUUGGACUGACUCUCAGCUGGGACUUUUUCGAUGUUGUUGAUGCUCAAGAAUACCCUUCCGUUGAGGACAUCAAGAACAGAAAAUACGAUGCCAUUAUUAUCACUGGGUCCAAAUACAAUGCACAUGAUGAUGUGCCUUGGAUACUGAAGCUAGUCGAGUUUGUAAAGACAGCACGAGGAUUGACAGGAUAUGUUAAAUUGAUAGGUAUAUGCUUUGGACACCAAAUCAUUGCUCGUGCCUCAGGUGGUAUCACAGGAAGAAAUCCCAAUGGCUGGGAGGUUGGAUAUGUCGAAGUACAGUUAACUCCUCUUGGCAAAGAAAUUUUUGACACUGAUAAACCAUUUUUGAGAGUGAAUCAAUUUCAUCAAGAUCAUGUUAUAAAGUUACCUCCAGGAUUUCGGUGUUUAGCAUUUACGGAACACAAUACACCUCAUCACUCCAUGAUCUCGAAUGAUAGGCAAUGUAUCACAGUACAAGGACACCCUGAGUUCAAUAAAGAUACCGUAAAGAUCAUGAUUGAAAAAAGAAAAGAGCUGGGCAUUGUUCCACUUGAAGUGGCUGAUAAGGCAUUAGAAACUCUAAAAACGCAUGGACUAAAUAUGGAAGAUAUUUGGUUGUGUGAAGAGUUCUUACAGUUUGUUGUUAGUAACCAAUAAAAAAAAAGGGUAUUUAA